This is a messenger RNA of Strongylocentrotus purpuratus (purple sea urchin), 7409 nucleotides long. It is a transcript of the gene ivns1abp, whose product is annotated as influenza virus NS1A-binding protein homolog. The record is from RefSeq and is a predicted model, not a curated record. Bases 413 to 2578 code for a protein of 721 amino acids. NCBI's taxonomy places the organism in Eukaryota, Metazoa, Echinodermata, Echinoidea, Camarodonta, Strongylocentrotidae. The transcript is spliced from 12 exons. Gene Ontology annotation, molecular function: protein binding.
GCUGCUGCACUGCACUACACAUGUUUACGUGCAGCAACCGCGCCAAACCACGCGAAUCAAUCGUGCACAUAUUCCCUGUAAUAGAUGGAUGAGGCUAUAGUCAUAAAAGUCUAUUUUAUUUUUAGACAGAGAAUAAGGGACAGUAGAUUCACCAAUGGAAGUUGAUAAACAGCUUCUUCACCUUAUAUUUGAAGGUUCCUACCUUUAAUACUCCGUUACUCCACCACUCCAACAAAUCAUCCACACUCACUCAAACCACAACUGUAGAAGCCAAACGCAACUUGCCACAAUCGCCAAACCUUUUUUGUCCUUCGUCUGUCUUCGUUAGGAGGAGAGUGAGCUCUGUUUGCAACAUUCCAUACUACAUCACCUUGUGCAGACGACUCUUUGAUUUAUAGCUAAACACCCAAAGAUGAAUAAUAAUAUGAAUUCCGGAGAUGAUGAUCUCCUUCAGAUGAAGAAGAAGUUCUCUGAAACGCCGCUUCAGUACGGGGAAGACCAGUGGCCUGCAUCGGUCCUGGCCUGCAUGAAUGAGAUGCGCAAGCAGCACCAGUUUCAUGAUCUGGUGCUACUGACGGAUGAACAUGAGAUCCCUGCCCACGGCGCUGUCUUGGCCUGCAUGAGCCCAUUCUUCAAUGAAGUCGUCAACCGCGAAGAGAAACGGCGCAGUGGUGUGCUCAAGACGACGGUCGAUGGGGUAUCGGCGGCUACCAUCGAAGCCCUGGUCAAUUUCGCAUACACUGGAAAGAUCGAAGUCUCUUCUGAGCUGGUCGGUGAAGUCUAUCAUGUCGCCAAAGAAUGGAAGGUUCCCCGCAUCAAGAAAGCCUGCGCCACGCACAUGCUCGACAACAUGAACACCAGAAAUUGCCUCGAAAUCCGUUCCUUGGCUACUGCUGAGAUGGAUGAAGAGUUGAUGUCCAUCGUUGAUCAGUUUAUCAAAGUCAAUGUCGAUGAAAUCACCAGUACCUCUGACUUCUGCCAACUUCCAUUCAUGAAGUUGGAGGUGAUCUCUGCGAAAUCGUCCAUCUCGAUGAGCGACCGUCAAAUCUUUGAGGCUGCUGUGGAAUGGGUGAGGAGAACCAUGAAAGGAGGAGUAGAGCUCUCAGAACUCAUCAGUGAACCUCAGACACUGCUCCUUUCUGGCAACAACCUCCUCAAGAACAUCACCGAGGUCGAUGAACUCUCCUCGGAGGUCAUGGACACCUACGAUAUCGACAUGUCAAAGGUCGGGGUCUACACGCCGGAUAAGAAGAGCAUCAAGAUCGGGCACCAGAACGGGAGCGGGAACGGCCACACUGGUCAGGUCGGCAACGGAAGCACCACACCCAGGAAACUGAUCAUGACCCCAGGCGACGCCCCCAAACAGUCCCAACUUGCACUCAAUAAGUGGAAGGUCAUUGCUUCAACUUCGAUGGCAGAUGCGCACUAUGUGGCCCUGACUGUACUUGAUAAUCAGCUAGCGACCCUGGUGCUAUACGAGAAGCGCAUCAAGCCCAAAAACAAACACCGUCCAUCCCGCUCUUUCUCUAUUGAGAAGGAUGCACUCCAUCCUCCGCUCUCCUCUAUGAACCUACCUCGCUCUGCUGUGGGGAUCGCAGAGUAUAAAGGAAGACUCAUUGUUGCUGGUGGCUACAAUCAGGGCAAGUUCCACAGCACGGUAGAGGCCUUUGACCCUACCACCAACAAGUGGCAGUUCCUUGGACGUAUGUCUGGCCCAAGAGGGCGCUUUCAGCUCUGUCAGGUCAAUGGCGUCCUGCUAGCUGCUGGGGGCUCUGAUGGCAACUGUGAACUGAAGUCAUGCGAGACCUACGAUACUUUGACAAAGUGGGCCAGAGCUCCAGAGAUGCCUGUCCCAAGAACCUGUUAUGGUGCUACCGUGGUGAACGACAAGAUGUAUGUAAUUGGUGGUGCUAGUGGCAGCCAGGGCAUGAAGAAUUGCUUGCAGUACGAUCCCUCCGUCUCAACUUGGUCAUCCAUUUCUCCCCUCAAUGAAGGUCGUGCCCAGGUUGGGGUGUGUUCCACUAAAGGACGUAUCUAUGCUGUGGGCGGAUCGGAUGCCUGGAAUUGCUACAACUCUGUAGAGGUGUACCACCCAGACGAAGACCUGUGGAAGUACGUAGCUCCUAUGAAGACGUGCAGGAGGGGUGCUGGGACCUGUACACUAGAGGGUAAAGUUUAUGCAGUUGGAGGUAGUGAUGGUCAAACAGUGCUGGACACUGUUGAAUGCUAUGACCCUGAGAGGGAGGAAUGGGCCCCCGUCGCCAGCAUGGCCACACCCCGCGUCAACGUGGGCGUGGGCGUCGUCGACGGUAAGAUCUACGCCGUCGGAGGCUUCAGCGGUAAGGAAUUCCUGAACAGCGUGGAGCUGUACGAUCCGUUGCAGAACCGCUGGUACCAGUUCGCCCGACACCUGAGGGCCCCUGUCACUGCGUCUCCCCCUCUCUCACCCGUCCUUUCCUCACCACAGAAUGGAGCCGCAAAAGCAAUGGUACCCAAGAAACACAGUAAUGGCAAGAGCACCACCAACGGCAAGAGCGCCACCGACAACGCUGAAACCCCAUCAUUGCCUGUUGCAUAGAAGCACCGUCUCUUCUGAGUUGCCCUUUCUGUACAGGCAGGUCUAUCCACCUUGUAAAAUACAUGGGUCGUCAGAUUUAGUUGGCAGAUUGCCGGUAUGAAUAGUUCAGUGGAAACUUUAACGGCAUGGAAAACACAACCCGGGCUGGACUGCACACCUUGGUAAUGCCUGUGGGCACCAUCCAUCAUUGGUCAUGUUUUUACACCUAAUACAUCUCUCUUCAAGAAACAUGCUGUACUCACAAGUCUGUAUAGCAGAUUAUCAGCAGAUUUACAAAAGAUUUUGUAGCAAAUUUGCCAGAAGAUGUAUUUUCAAUCUAUUAGCUAGCAUAUGAAGCUUCAUUGCUUCUCCCAGUUCCACCUCUAUCAUGUAUCUUUCUUUCUUCCUCACAACUGAGCCAAACCUCUUUUUCCACCCUGCGUUAGUGUAUAUGUACAUGUAAGUUUAUUUAUAGGAAAACAGUGUACACCGAAGAGGAGGUAAAGAGGAAUGGUCAUUAUGAUAAUUAUUGAGAGCUGUUAUUGGGUGAAAAAAAUGAAUUCCUUAAAAUCUGAACACCCAUGGUAGAAUGUACAAAAAAUGGUAACCGUCCUUAAUAACCUAUUAAAGCAGACUUGAAUUGUGCUAUGAUUAUCCAAAAAAAUUGUUGGUACUACAAAUACAUGUUAUUAUUUCAAAUUGGUUGAUUAACUUUGUUGGAAAUAUGAAUAUGAAUGAAUUGAGCUAAGAAUAAACACAAGGAGGAUUCUACUACUGUCAAAUUUAGAGUCCACACUUUCUGUUUAAAAGAUUAUUACAAUGCAACAUCAUUAUCUUGGGUGGCUUUUUUUUCUCAUUAGCAAGUUUUGAUAGCAUAUAUAUUCUUAUCCAUUAGUCAUAUGUCAAUUGAAUAUGCACCUUCGGUGAAAAUGAUUUGGGUUAAUAUUAGAGUUUAUAUUAUAUAUAUAUAUAUAUAUAUUAAUGUUUAUUUUCAAAUGGUGAUGUCAAGAUUUUCAUAGGAAAAUCAUGUUUUGUGAACUUCCAAUACCCCAUAUCACAGCACUGGAUUGCAGUGAAACCUAUUACGAUUUUAUGAGAAAACUUAUGUGUGUAAAUAUCGAGUAGCAAAUCAUCUCAUUGAACAUUUAUAUGUGGCAGGUUGUCUAAUCAUGUCAAUGAACAUUUAUAUGUGGCAGGUUGUCUAAUCAUGUCAUUUAAGAUUUAUAUGUGGCAGGUUGUUUAAUAUGUACGAAAAUACAUGUCACCUUGGCGCAUUAUAUAUUUAGGGACUGUGUGUUAGUCAAAAUUGUCAUUUCGAAGCAUACUUGUUUCUUUCAUAAAAAGGUUAAAAUGCAUUUUACUUGUAGAAGCACAGUAUUAAUGUUCAAUAAAGCAGCGAAACUAUGAUUUUGAGCUUCACAAAAACUUGCUGAAUUAGAUUCCUUGCCGAACAGAACGUGAGUAUGUCCAUGCAUUUUGAUCUCAUGCUUCAUCGCAGGAAAACUGCAUGAAUUAAUAUGAAAACCAAUUCAAGGCUAAAAGUCUAUCCAUCCAUAUCCUGUCCUUUAUAUACUGUUAGACAAAAUGAUAUUUAAGUGUAUCCGGUAGUAUUAGUAUUCGCCUCAGUUUUCUUUAUCCCUUUCAUUUGCCGGUCGUCUACACUUGCAUGUUAUACUUUGUGUUUCCUCGUUUUGUAAUCACUCAGCAUAAUUUAACACACAAACCAAGUAUAUCUUUACGUUGUGUUUGAUACCAGGGCAUUCGGGCCAGGGCAUUCUAUGUGUGUAACAAUCUUGUUGGGCAACAAUACCAAACUGCCAUUUAAUGCUACUGCCUGCCUAGAUAUCUCUUCAGAGAAUUUAAGUUAUAUUAUUUCAAACACACUUCUCACUCACUGGAAAGCUUCUUUAAAUUUAAAUGCAGUUGCUAGAAGUUCUGUUAGUCCAUUGACUUGAUUCCUUCAAUAAACUUUGGAGAUUGGCAAAUUUUUGUUGAAUUCUAAUGUGGAUUUGUACAAUUUGUCUAAGAUUGGUGCAACAAGUAAUAAAUUAUGUUAUUUUCUGAAUUAUAUAUUUUAUUUACCAAAUUUAAUUAUGCAGUCCUUUACUGCUGGCUGCACAUUGAAUAUUAUUGCUAUGGUAGGAAACUUACUUUAUUCAAAAAUUCAAUGACUGAAUGAAAUUAAAUGUUUGAAGCCUGAGGAAUUUAGAAUUCAUAAUUCAUUCAUUUUCCAUUUUAUUUAUUCCAUCCCAUGUUAUCCUAUUUUCAUUUCAAAUUGGACAUAUUCUCUAUUCUCCUGGCCUGUUAAUGUAAUGAAAGAUUUUGAUUUCUGUAUAGUAUUUCUUUCAUUUUGUGUCUUUCAUUCUGCUAAAUUGAUAUCCGUGUUUUAAAUGUAAACUUGAGUCAGUUGAUAAUCAUGUUUUGAUAAGAUCCUAGGUACAAGGUCAUGAUACGUAAUGCUCAACGGUGCUAGGUAUUUUCCUUAGUCUUUAUUUAAAAUGUAAAGUUAUAUCUUGACUUUCUUUCCUUUGCGUAGUUGAUUCACCAUCUUAAUAGCAGAUAGAGGCUGGAUACAUGUGCGCUGUUUCAUUCCUCAAAGACUUGAAUAUGAUUGACACUAUUAGUAUUAUGCAAUCAUCCUUAGUGAUAGGAUGCCUUCACGGCCUUGCUGAGAGCAAAUAAAUGCAAUAUAAAUCUGACAAAUGUUAUAAAAGUGUCAUAAAAAUUUGCUUUAAAAGCCCCACUGCACUACUUUAUCUACUUGCGCCCUCUAUAUAGCAAACAAUGCCUAAUCAGUGACCAUUGGUCCCCCAUGAUCCUCUUUUUCUUAUGUUAAUUGAGAGCUGAUUUGAUGACCAUGCAGGGGGUCUAAUUCCUCCAGGCCAAAUUAGCAGUGGGGCUUUAGUGACUCAUAGACAUGUUGAGAUAAAUGAAACAUGAUCUGACGAUGUCAUGAAAUAAUUUCUUGCUUACCUUGGUGUGCUUUUUCCAUUAGGGGAAGAAAAAAAUAUUAAAUUCAUCAUUUCAGAAAUAUUUUGUGAAAAGGUAAAGUUUUUGUUCGAAUGGUAACUGAAAUUUUUUUGGCAGCUGUAAGAAGAACCCAACAUAAUUAUUGGAUAAUUUUGUGAGAAAGGUCAAAGGUGAUUAUAUUGAAUGUUUUAUUUCACCUCUGAACUUGGACAUGAUGUGAUGAAAAAUUAAAGAAUAAUUAUUUGUUAUUUGAAGUAUCAAGAAAUAUAAUGUGUUAUUUGAAUACAAUACUGCAGAGUAUACCAAUAAUGUGACAUAGAAAAAUGUGACUAUUUUUUUACAUAAGUUUAACAAUGCUUGUAAAGUCAAGCUAUUGCAUAGAAGAAUAAUGCAGCAUUAUACCGCUUAAUUAUUAUGUUGAUGGUAUUGCUAAGUAAUUGUCAUGGUGGAAAAAAGGACAUUUCAGACAUUUUUGUUUUAAUUUGAUUUUGUAAUGUUAACUGAUUUCUGUGAAUAAUCUUGAUCAAUUUAUUGAAUUUACCAUGGAAAGGAAAAUGUUUGUGUAUAUCCAUGUGUGUUUUUUUUUGGUGUGUGUAUUAUAUUUUGUGAGAAAUAUUGCUAUUGUGUUUGAGAGAAGGUUAACUUAAUCUACAAAAUAUUGCGUGUCUUCAGAGUGAGCACAAAUUAUGCAGAUGUCAACAAUUAAAAUUAAAUAUGAGUGCAUCAACUAGAAAGAAAUUUGCUGAAUGCUGAUGAACUUCAAGAAUUUGGUCAAUAUAUUAUACACGUACAUGUAUUUGUAUUUACAAGAGCAACUGAGUCUGUAGAUUUGUAAAGAUAUUGUGUACCUCAACCUUCCAAUACAAGGUAGAUAUUUUCUUUUAUUACAAAUCUGUCCCUUGUACUUUUGUUCUCUGUUAAACAGUGAAUGUGGACUUAUGUACGAUGUUACUUUUCAUGGUAACAGGAUAUAACUAAUGGUAGCCAAAUUUUCAAUUUAUGAAUACUCACGGCUUUCAAUAAGUUUUUCCCAUUGUCACCUGUACUUCAUUACUUGUAAAUUGGUGUACUGCUUUAUGUGUAUCAUGCCAAGCACUUAGUACUCGAACCACAAAAGUGUUUUUCAGGGAAAAUAAUGAGGUGAAUUGUGCAUUCCUCUAUACUUAAAUGUAUGAUUCCUUAUCUUAAUAUAUUUCCAAGUAUUUAAAGCAUGCUAAGUUUAUUUGAAACAGUUCUUUUAGAUCAAAUAAUGUUGUGGGCAUAGCAAUCUAUCCCCUGAACUUUAUGAGAAAUUGUGUAUGAAAUUUUUGGUAGAAAUAGAUUAUCAAUGAAUUACCUAUCAGACAACUUUUAUCAAUGCAAAUAAAUCUGUUACAAGUCCUUUCAAAGGAAACAGAUUUAUCUUCCAUUGUGAUAUUGUAAAAUGACCAUAGAUAUUUUACAUUUUUGUCAAUACAACCUACUUCAUCUUGUUUGGGUAUUAUCUUUAUUUGUUUUUGUUAUCGAUUUAUUUCCUUGUUUUGAAAUCCUUUUGUUGUAUUCUGCUUUUUGUUUAUAGAUUGAUUCUCUUUUGUUUGCGAGUGAUUCUAGCUAACCUAUUAUUUUGAUUGAUAUUCAAUCUGGUUUGUUUGGAGUUCAUUAAAGACAUGCUAUUAAAAAAAAGCGAUACAACUUGUAGUAAUCGCCUGUGUUUCUUUGUGAGGAUGGCAGCCUAGUUGACUGAAAGCCUGCAAGAUCAACAUGCCGGUCUUGUUGGCUGUAGGUCAAUCGGGAUGUCCCUCAUUUGUGAGAAUGAUUUGUAGAGAAGAAACAAACAUUUGUUGAUUAUAGGUUGAAUAAAAUUGUUUGUUUGAAGGCAAAAUAAAUAAAACCUAGAAAUGCC